UUAAUUUUUAAAUGACUUCCCAACAACAUGUACGUUAGCAUCUCAUAGAAAAUAAUAUACGACGGCUUGAGUGAACAGCUUAGUGAGUUUCUAGUAAGGCAGUUUGUAACACGUCGAAUCAGUUGUUAUUUCCUUUUGCAAUCUCAUGGAAUUUUGUCCCUCCCCUCGUACCAUUGGAUGGAAACAGUAAUCGAACUGACUUGGCCAUAUCCAUGUCGUCAGCUACCUAGAAGCACCAGCAUUACGUGAGUAUAUGUUGUGCAACUCUACACAUUGCAUCUUUAUAUAAAGUCGCUAACACCAUUUCAAAAGAUUAAAUUUCAUCAUCCCGAAUAAAGAACUAGUCAAGCAAAACAUUGUUGCUCUAGCAAUGCAGAUAUUUUGGAGCCUUUCGACUUCUGUUUCAAUCAAGAAAUCCGGAUGAAUAAUUCAGAGAAAUAUUGGAUGUAAAUAGUAUGACUCAUCACAAAGUAUUACCUUAAGGGUAAAGGUGAAGCGUUCCAGAAUAUGAACGAUUUUGCUUCUAAACUUUGGUUGGUGGUUCUUCCUACUUCUCUCGGUGCACUUUUCAAACAAGAACUAGAAAAUUAAUGUUACAUAACAUUUAAUAAUAGGGAAUUCUUUCUUUUGCUACCUUUGUAUUUAUAAGGUAGCGUGGCCGAGCGGUCUAAGGCGCUGGUUUUAGGCACCAGUCUUUCGAGGCGUGGGUUCGAAUCCCACCGCUGCCAAGCACAAUCUUUUAUUUUUCAUUGUCCAUUUUCCCCGUUCUCGAUUAAACAUAUUUAAGUACAAGCAGAGCCAUUCAAGAACACGUGAAACGAAGAGCUAUGGAAAAUACCCAUUUGCUAUGUGACGUAUGAAUACCAAAUUAUAAUAAACGUCCGUUGUCAACAUCGACAACGUUUUGCCACCAUCAAAAUAGAUGAUAAAAAUUCUCAACUGAAGGCGAUUUCGUCAUUUAUUAUCUCCUGGAUCCAUCAUCGAGUGCACUUUUCGUAAGUUCAUUUUACAAAAUCAAUCUCAAAUCACCGUAACAAAACUUAAAACGAAGUUUUUCCUUUCGUUAAUUCAAAAUUCAAGUUGGCUUUAUUCUUACACUCAAAUAGCCAUAGGCAAUGAUUCCUCCCUUAAACCAUUACUGUAACUAGCUUUUUCUUUUUCCCCCCUUAAGAAGUAUAACUUCCUCGAAGUGGGUACAUUGUCAACCCAUCCGAUUAGAUCUCGAGUUUUUUUUUUUGUCAGGUAAAAAGCCCAAGGUGGAUAUGCAUGAAGCUGUCCAUCUUGUUGACCCUAUUUGCGUCCCAGUACCUCAUUUUUACCGUUUUACUUCGCUAGGCACAGUGAGCAGCAAGUCUAAUGUCACUUUCACUGUGCUCGGCCAAGACCUUUCAUGUUGUCGAAGGUCAAUCUGGGCCACGGAGGAACAGGGUCAACAAGGUUAGCCAUCUUAGUGGCUUAUGCCUUGCCUACAAAAGGCUGAUGUCCUGCGCUCAAUAAUCAGUGUUGAGUUGCAAGUGAACUGAGAAGCAUCUCUCAACAGCAGAUCGGGUUCCACGUUUAACUUACGAAAUAACUGGUGAUUUUCUGAUUCGCCAUGAAGGUUUUAGCAAUUAUACCUUUCCUGGCUGCUACAGCAUUUGCUGCCCCUAAUUAUGCAGUUGCACCUCCUCCACAAGCAAUAAUCAAUUCUUACGGUAACAAUGUUGCAACUUAUCCGGCCGGAGUGAGGCCCCCGAACAUCGAAGAAGUCCAAAAGGAAUGGAAUAAGUUUAUAGAAAAACUGCCAUGGCUGAAAGGUCCUGCUGGCCCUCCUGGUCCUCCCGGACCUCCUGGUGGAGGACGAGGAGUUGACAGCUAUGCAACUGAUUACAAUCAACCACCACAGACAAUUGUUGGACCCCCUGGCCCUCCCGGACCACCAGGACCAGCUGGAGCUAAAGGAGAGAUCGGAUACACUGGAAAACCGGGAUUGAAUGGCGCUCCCGGCCCACAAGGAGCACAGGGUUUUGAUGGCGCACCUGGUGCACAUGGAGAAAAAGGAGCAGCAGGCUACAAUGGAGCUCCCGGUGCUCCUGGAAAAGACGGUUACCCUGGAGCUAAAGGAGAGCCCGGUUACAAUGGCGCUCCUGGUUUGAACGGGGCCCCAGGAGCCCCUGGCAAAGACGGACUUAAUGGAAUGCCCGGAUUUUCUGGACCCAAGGGUGAAAAGGGUGCACAAGGGCCAACUUUAACUUCAACCAUUCCCGGCCCAAUCGGUGCUCCCGGACCUGCUGGUAAAGACGGAUGGCCUGGUUUCCCUGGUGGGCCUGGACCUGUUGGCCCUGUCGGCCCUGCUGGACCAGUCGGACCUGUUGGACGACCCGGUUCAAAUGGUUUUCCCGGAACCUCUGGUCCUAAAGGCGAAAUGGGAAAUCCCGGAUUCAACGGAAUGCCCGGCAAAGAUGGACUCAAUGGCGCUCCAAGCAUGCAACCAGGUCCGAUUGGACCACAAGGAUUGGUCGGACCACCAGGCUUCAACGGAGCUCCCGGAAAAGAUGGUUUACCUGGCCCCAUUGGUUUUCCAGGCAAAGACGGACUUAACGGCGCCCCCGGACCUAUCGGUCAACCCGGACAGCUAGGCAAACCUGGAAAAGAUGGUUUCAUUGGUUUCCCCGGAGCUCCUGGUUUCCCUGGUGCUCCAGGCCCUGUAGGACCUGAAGGCAAACCCGGUGCACUAGGCAUGACUGGCAGCCCAGGCCCGAUGGGUCCUGUUGGAGAAAUGGGACCUCAAGGUAACCCUGGAGCACCAGGUUUGCUUGGCGCUCCAGGUCCUAUCGGACCUGUAGGAAGACCUGGCCCUAUGGGAAGCCCAGGACCAACAGGUCCUCAAGGUAAUUCUGGCUCACCAGGAUUCCUAGGCGCUCCAGGACCAGUUGGACCUCAAGGAAGCCCUGGCGCUCCCCCACCUAUUGGAGCUCCAGGACCCGGAGCUCCUAUUGAUACUCCAAUCGGAGCACCUGGACCUUUCCCUUCCGGAGCACCUGGACCUAUCCCACCAGUUUACGGUGAACCCUCUGCCCAACAGGCUUCUUAUCCAACCCAGGCACAACAAUAUUCUAGCAAAGCACCGGAAGAAUCAGGCCGAAGCAAUCAGGACAUGUUCCAGUCGUUCGUAGCCAACGUCAAUCGAGGAUAGAUUUAGACUUAUAUGGACCUGAAAGUUAAAGAUUGUGUGCAGAUGAAUUUCUACGUUCAAUCUCUUGACAAGAAGCAAAACAAAUUAUAUGGCUGCAUUCCGCAUUCAUUUUUCUUUUGCCACAUACGAACAAUGAAUGAGUGGAUGUGAAACAUUUGAAGCGGUUUUGAAUAUACAAAUGAUGAAUUUCUAAA
This is a messenger RNA of Daphnia magna, 3369 nucleotides long. RefSeq names its product collagen alpha-1(I) chain. Lineage: Eukaryota; Metazoa; Arthropoda; Branchiopoda; Diplostraca; Daphniidae. The record is from RefSeq and is a predicted model, not a curated record. The transcript is spliced from 6 exons. Bases 1595 to 3175 code for a protein of 526 amino acids.